AUGGGGGGGGGGAUGAGCGGAUGGAGGGGAUGGGGGGGAUGGAGGGGGGAGAAGAAGGAUAAUGAAAGGCAAUGGGAUGGAGGGGGUAAUGAUUGGGAUUGGGAUGGCGAGGGAAUUAAAAUGGGAGAGGAGGGAUAUAUGAUAGGGAUGGGGGCGAUGAGGCAAUGAUUGGGAUUGAGAUGGGGAAUGAAAGGAAAUGGAGAGGGUCGAGGGGAGAGGGGAGAGGAAUGAUAAGGAAAGUGGAUUUCGAUUUUUUAAAGAGGAGGGAGUGGGGAAUAAGGGUGAAUGAAGAAUAGGGAUGAAGGUAAGUGAAGGUAAAGGGAAGAAAAGAAAGAGAUGUUGAGAGAAAAAACCGAGACCGAGAGAGAGAAACCAAUUC
Messenger RNA from Meloidogyne enterolobii, 379 nucleotides. The record is from the annotation of a GenBank genome assembly. NCBI's taxonomy places the organism in Eukaryota, Metazoa, Nematoda, Chromadorea, Rhabditida, Meloidogynidae.